AUGUCGACAACUCUCGAGCCAGAAGCGUUACUUCAAGCAGUCUUUUAUCACAUAGUUCUUCCUUCCAAACUACCUAGUAGAAACGACGCGGAUAAUUCUGGCCUGGCCUAUGAUCUUGGAAGUCGGCUUUGGCGCGCUUUGGCCAAGUUCAGUAACGAUCAUGACCAGGACACUUGGAACGUCCUAAUCAGCUCCAUGAAAGCUACAGCAUUUCUGAACCAGGGCCAACUGAUCAGCCACGAACUUCUGGAGUUGUUUCAAAGCAUCGCUAGCGGCGAGAAAAACAUGUGGCUUGCUCUGUUCGUCACUCAACAGAAUGCUGCUCUGCUAAUCCAUCGCAAUGACAUUGAAGAAACAGUCGUUUUCGAAGCAUUUCAGACCGAUGCGCCGGUUAAAGAUGUUCUCGCAGCAAACAAUGGCCUUACGUGGGAAUUUCCCCAUCGUUCAGUCCAAGUCCCACUCAACGUUUUCAGCGACAUGUCCUUCAUGAGAAACCUGUCCCAGUUUUUGGCACAGGCAAGCUAUGAAUCCUUUGAUCAGUUCGCGGCGAGGGCUUCCAAGGGCGGACAAUCAAUUGCCGAAUCCCGCGACUCCACGGAUCCUGCCCUCGUAAUUGACAUGCUCAUGUCACUUUUGGAGGGGCUUGGGAGUGGCGUACAAGUUCAGUCGGUCGGUAAGAAAGUUCGGGAUGACGUUGUUUUGGGAUCAUCUGAGAUUCCCUGGAGGCGCUCGCCGUACUGGCUAGUUCUCCGUGUAGCAUUGAGGCGCAUGCUACGAGAAAUGCUAGACCACAAAUGUGCCGGCGAGGGACGAGUCUAUUACAAGUUUAUUAUCUGCGCCAUGUUGGCUGAGCUUUUCAACGACUGUGUUGAACACCUGCACCCCGAGAUGACGUUGCAGCUUCGAUCAAAGCUCUGCCGCCGCAUGGCAAAACUCAAAGCGGACAGCACCGCGUCUCCACCGUUUUUGCGCCCAUUGUAUGACCAACUUUUCGCUUCUACGUCGGGAGAGAUUGAGAACAUUGUGAAGCAUGUAACAAAACGAGUUUCGUUACAAUGGGAUGACUUCAAGGCCAGAGUUACUCGCCGCAUUCCAACUCUUCCGUGUCGCGUUCCAGAAGCUGAUCUAUACAUGAGACUGGAUAAUAGUGAGACCUUUCUGAAAGCUCAGCUGUCGCAAAAGUUCAAUCCUAUAUCCCGUACUAGCUCAGAGGAUUUGCCCAAGGUACAAGAGGGAACAAUUCUCGAAGUUGGUCGUCUGGCCGACCGCUAUAUUUCCCUUCAGGACAGUGAGAACGCUGUGGCUAUGAAAAUGACAACCGGCUCGCAGAAACCGCAACAACUGUGCAUAUCACUUUCUAUGGGUAUUGUGGAUCUACUUAGCAUUGUGGGAGAAACCUUCGACAAUGACUCGAUUCUGAUGAGUCGCCACCUUCUCAGACUUUUCGAGCUUUGGACAAACAUGGACGAAGCGGCAACCUCUACGUGUCCAUUGCUCAAAGAAUAUCAUCCCUUGUUCAUUCCUGAUGCAUUGGAUGUACUUUGCCUGAUGACCAGGGACGAGAUGAAGCGUUUGUUACGAGUACAGCAAUACAUUCGCAAGCGUGUGGCUUCACACAAAAAAGGCCAGGGUACAAUCUUCGAUGCCCCCAGACAAGCGUCGUCGUUUCCCGCCAGAUAUGUCGCUUCCACUGCGGCUGGUCACCAGAUGUUGAUAACCGCCACGUUGAUUGACGAUGCUUCAUUGACGGCCCGAAGAUCAACCCUAUCCAAGCUAGAACGGCUGACGAAAAGGUAUGACAGCUUGACACAGUCAAUGAACGACCUUACCUGUACAUGUACCGUAUCACCUGACGGCAAAAAGAUUGUCCAUGGCUGCCGAAGAUGUCCGAAGUUCUGGCAGCGAAGAAAGCUCAAGAUCAGCGUUCAUGAAGACUUUCUCCCAUCAGCGGAUACUGACCAGCAUAAUGCCCAACGGGCAGCAAUCCUUGUUGAGCUACUUAGCCCUCAGUACUUAUCUGCCUAUCGUACAGCAACCUGGCGGUUGUAUCUUCUGGGUACCACGGUUCAUGCAAGCACCAAGGCCGUCCCCAAACUGCUCCUUGAAGAUGUCACCAAUCUCAAGAAGUUUUCCCUAGUGGCCAAUAACAUCUUCACGCUUGCUUCGCGCAAGAAGUCCUUCCGCCAAACUCACUAUGGCAAGCUUUGGGCGGACGAACUCCCUAAGAUCCCUUGGUAUCAGCACCUUUUAGGUCCUUGGCUUCCACAAGGCCUCCCGGAUCCAUAUGAAACGCCAAGAGGAGUACUAGGCCUGCUUCUACACCAUCCCUCUUCUUACGAGAUCGUAGCAAGCGAAUCAAUGGGACCGCAAUCUACAUCUGGUAACGAUUUCUGUGCUUCCCAGCGAGCAGUUUCUGCACGAGGUCGACGCUGGCUCGAGAUCCUGAAGGAAAUGGCAGCUUCCAAUUUCGACUUUAGUAGUAGAGCUACAAAUUCUUUCUUCCAUCGCCUUGCUAUGCAGGCCGGCCCAGCUGCACUGGAAGAAGGAAUACUGCGUGAAGUUCACAGUUUCUUCAACAGUGAAAAGUUCUGUUGUAGACUGAAAGAGCGCCUCGAGGCUUGGAUGGAUACAAUGGAACAGAAUUGGAGACAAGUCGAUCGGAUGAGUACCGUUGUGAUAUUUAGUCUUCGGCUAUAUCACCUUUGCCCGCCAGCAUUCAAAGUACAGGCUCAUGAACUGCUGUUGAGAGCCCGUUCUAUCACCUCAAACUGGAUUCUGCAAUUACAGCAUGAGGUCAGAUCAACGCUUGACGGCGACCUGGCCGGCAAGGCCGCUACCUUUGCUUUCUGGGCCGCGUUACUCUGUCGCCAGACAUUCUGGGGAUGUUUGGGUCAUGAUGACUUUGAAGCAACUGUGCUCAAAGAUGAUCCGUUGCCUUUCUUCCGAUCGUCAAUCGCACUUCAGGAGAACCUGCUUGAUACUUCGGAUAAAUUGCCCACUCACUUGCGCAGCCUUCUUGCCCAAGACAUGUCUGCCUGUUAUCAGAUGAGGACAAUCGUCGAGAAGUGGGUGAAGAGCGACAUUGGCCUGGUAGAGAAGGCAAUUAAUGAGACAUGGGCCAAUGCCAGCGCUCUCGCUAAGAGGUCUUACUCCCCGUGGAAGAAACUUCCAGGCAAACACUCCUCGUGGAUUUCAUCUCAAACCACCCCUAGUGGCUCAUUGGCUUCACAGAGAGUACAUUAUCAUAUACUUCAAGGUCAUCUGCUAGUGGAUCAAAAGCCCCUGGGAAGGCUUCCUCUUGAGAUUAGAGAUGAUGAAUCUAUGAAGGAGCUUUUCGAGGAGCGACACUUACUAACACGGCCAUCCGGGCUCUUGGACUAUCAGGUCCUUACCGAAAUGGAAGGACACCAAAUCCACGUCGGGAUCAGGGAUAGUAAAUUAACCAUUAAAGCUCUAUUCAGAGGCUCCAUUCUUCAAUUCGUCCCACGCUCCAUGUUGAAAGGUCCCAUGGGCUGGGACUUACCUGCAGACCUAGUUGACGACUGCGUGCACUGGUUGGACUUGAGUACCGGAAAUCUCGAGAUGCGUCGAAAACCACGGAUCUGGAGACGCAAGUUAUCGAACUGGAUACUCGACAUCCGAAAGCGAAGAGCCACUAGAAAUACGGGGGCCAGUCUUGUUGAGCCAAACUCGGAGAUUGGAAGAAAAAUCGGCACUAUUUUCCAAGAUUUUGAAGACUUCAAGAGGUUGACUAUAUACCAACCUGCCAAUGGAGAGUUAUCCGUUGAGCUCAAACGCUUGGAGAUCCGCUUCCAGGUCAACCAGAGAGGUUUACUGUACUGCCCUCAGCUCAAGGCUGAGGUGGACCCUCAGCAAGAUAUUGGGACGCUCCACGGGCUACGCAGUCGAGUCACUCUACGCGAUAUCUCAAACCCUGAAAGAAGAAGUGUUCUUAUCCCAAUUGGGAACAUCCAAUGGCAGAGAGACGGAAUCCAUGUCGCUGUCAGGAUUUCCAACGAAGGAGUGUAUGCUAAAUACACACUCAACUCAGUCCUAGGCCGACUAGACUGCCCACCCGAGCCGCUUCUUCUUUACCUCAAGGCAGCAAUACAUGCACUAACCUCUUUCCCACUACUAGAUGACUUGACUGGAAAGACAGGAACAGAGGAGGCUCGCCAUUGUCUGCUCUCGCCUCGCAGUCAGCCUUGGACUCCUUUGGCGGGCUUCCCACAGAGAAUGCUGUCUGUCAUCAAGUCUCUAUCGCCGGAAAGAACUCUCUACCCCCCAGGCAUCAAUCUGUAUCAGAAGGUCCGAUGGGAUCAGCAUUUAACUUCCACUAUCCAACAUGAAGACUUGGCUCCUCUAGUCGCUCUAAUUGAACGUCGGUCACGGGACCUAGAGAUCUUCAGUAUGACACAAAGUCAGCAGGAAAAUGUGUCAUAUAACGCGUCUGUGGCUCGCUUGCAAAUCAGAGGCCGUUUUCGAAGACAGAUUUAUGAGCGUGUGUGCUUUGAUUCUGAUUCGACGAUUCUUUCUCAGGCGGCACAAACAGAUCACUUCGUCCCUAUUAGAGACCGAAAGUCAUCUGUGAAGAGCUGCCGAGUUUAUCAGACCAUUCGUGCGAUGAUGGAAUCUGGUACUGGUGCAAUUCGCUUUUCCAAGCUUGCUCCAAUUUUGGAAAGGUGGAACACAUUUCCUGGUGUCAAGGAGUCCUUAUCAGAUAUCGAUCUAGCAGCGAGCUUAGAGGUUGGAGCGCCACAACUUUGGGGGGAACUUGUUCGGAAGCUCCAUGAAAAAGACCCGGCAAGAACUUACGAGAGCCAUUUCUCCUUAGCCUUGUUAGCGUUCAGCGACGACGUUGACAUCGUCGUGAUAAUGUGGCUUGUGGCGCUCUUUAAAAGCAAUAGGUUUAGUCGUAUCCAGCCGCCUAGCCAUACCCUGUUCACAAACUUCCGCCAUUUUGAAAAGCCGUCCAAGGAUGUGGUUCAGUCGCUAGUGCUACCAGAACCACUCGAUGACGGUUAUAGUGGCCCAGUGCUCCAUGACAAGCCUAAGACAGAUGCGGCGUCAAGAAUCACGUCCCGUAUGCUCAAGAUGUGGCCAAAUCCACCUCUUUCAAGACAAGAGUUCGAACUAUCAGUCAAAGACCUAAACGUGAACACCAGGGACUUCAGCCUAAAGAAAACAUGGCAGAGACUCUACCCCGAGCUUCGCAGACUGAAGUGUAAUUGGGAGCUAUCUGCUUAUCUCCUUGAGCUGGAGACCGCAGCAGACAGGUUGAUAGGCGAUCAAUCGACGACGCAGCAAAAGACAUAUCAAGACGUCUGGACUUUGAAACCAACACAUCUGGGAGGCAGAAACUCAGAGGGUCCCAGAGAAUGCUAUAUAGUUCAAACUUCGAUGACUGACUUGUUUUCGAGGCAUAAAAUCCACGACAGGCCCGGCGCUGACUCUCAAUCUUGGCUAGAAGAAAAUGACCAGUCUUUGGUUGGAAGCUAUAACCCCAAUCCCAAGAGCCAGGUGUCAGAGUUACAUAUAGCUCAAAGACCCGAGUUCAACAUCCUCCAAGGGAUUAUACAGAGACUCGUCUCUUCAAAGCUCGCUUCACAACGGGCCUAUGGGGAGGACCUUCUAGUGUCACUCAACGCUUUGGCUCUAGCGCAACAGACACGAAAAGUACAUUAUAGCAGACCACACAUUGCUUCAGUCGAGAGGGGUAUUACUCAAUGUCGCCAUCUCUUACGAGAGCAAGGAGAGGAAAUCGAGAAUUCGGUUUCGCAAGGUGAUGAGGGCUUCGCGUGGCUUUCAAAAGGCCAUCUUUGGCCUUGCUUCUCACCAGUUGCUAUUCUUGAACAGCUAAGAAAUGGCAAUAGAUUGCUAGUCCCUCGUGCAUUGGUUAACAGAAUAGUGGAGUAUGGGGUAGUUAUGACACGCCUUCAGCGUUACCUGCGGAUAGAAGAUGCAAUUCUUCGCGGAGAUGAUAGAUGGUUGGAGGAGAACUUUGAGACAGAGGGACACUCCAAUUGGAGCCCGCUCAAGUACCCAGAAUGGCUUCUCUUAGAGAUCGACAGCAACAUGCUGAUUCGACCUGUCCAAUUCGAAGUGGCCAAUGCUAUUAUCUCACCAUCAUCGAUGUCGAAUUCUGUUUUACAGAUGAACAUGGGUCAAGGUAAAACUUCUUGCAUCAUGCCCAUGGCUGCAAUAAUGUUGGCAGACACGAAGAAUCUGUGCCGACUGGUUGUGCCCCGAGCCCUUCUCCUCCAGACAGCGCAAAUGAUGCAGAGCCGACUUGGUGGGCUGGUUGGUCGAGAAGUUUGCCACAUACCCUUUGCUCGACGAUCACCUACCGAUGACCAAGCUCUAGACCUUUACCAAAGCCUUCACAAGAGAACUCUCGCAUCAGGAGGAGUCAUGCUGUGCUUGCCAGAACACCUACUUUCCUUCAAGCUAAGUGGGCUCCAGAAGCUGGCCGACAAAGAAGCAAAGAAAGCGCAGAAAAUGAUGGACAUCCAAGCAUGGUUGGAAUCAUCGAGUAGAGAUGUCCUCGAUGAGUCUGAUCUCACUCUUUCGCCAAAGACUCAGCUGAUAUAUCCAAGCGGUAUACCCACCAUGAUUGAUGGUCAUCCUCAACGGUGGCAUGUUAUCGAAGAUAUGCUAUAUUUGGUUGAAUCUCAUGUACCCCAACUUCAGGCCAAGUUUAAAGAUGGGGUGCAGGUAUGGCGACGACACCGGGGCUUUCCUGUCAUUCACCUCCUGCGUUCUGAGGUGGAAGACCAUCUUAACGCUCUUCUAGUGGAUGAUGUCUGUCAUGGUCGACUCUCACAUGUUCAAUUCAAAGCUGAUAAUAGCCUGGAUGCCACAAGCCCCGUCAAACUGCUACUCUCAACUACUCAACCUUCCGCAUCUAUCUGGGGAGAUGCAAUUGGGUCAUUGAAUGAUGAACCCUCUGGUAGAAAGACUCUCUAUCUUCUUCACGGGCUCAUUCCCCAGCGGUUGUUGAUUCUCUGUCUGAAGAAGUCGUGGAAUGUUCAGUACGGUCUUCAUCCGGACAGAGCUCCCAUUGCAGUGCCAUUCGAAGCUAAAGGAAUCCCUUCGCAAACUGCCGAGUACGGUCACCCAGAUACGGCGCUUGUUCUCACAUGUUUGAGCUUUUACCACGCUGGUUUGAACAAAUCUCAGCUUCUCCAGAGUCUUCAGUUAAUCAGCAAUUCUGAAGAUCCCUCCUCACACUAUCAACGCUUUGCGUCCUCAAGACACCUUCCUGAACACCUUGAACAUUGGCAUCAGCUGGAGAUGGAAGACGAGGCUCAGGUCACUCUUCUCUGGCAAUACCUAAGGUUCGAGAAGCAUGCCGUCAAUCAUUUCUUGAAUAACUUUGCGUUUCCGCAACACGCCAAGCAGUUUGGGGUAAAGUUCCAAGCCUCAGCCUGGGACAUCCCCCUGCUAUCCGAGAGUAUGAUACGGCAAGGUAUGACAACAGGGUUCAGUGGGACCAACGACAACAAAAACAUACUGCCGCGUACGAUUCGUCAAGACGAUCUGUCCACUCUCAUACAAACCAACGCUGAAGUUCUGGUACAUCUGCUGGAGCCACGCAACCAAAGAUGCUAUCAAGCUAUUGAUCCACACGGACGGCAUCUCAAUGAGAUUGGGAUAUUGGGACUGCUCCAGAACAACGGGAUCAAUAUCUUGAUAGACGCUGGGGCCCAGAUCCUUGAGAUGGAGAACGACCAACUGGCUGCGGCCUGGCUUGAUGUCCAUCACAAAGCCCAGGGGGCGGUGUAUUUUGAUAAAGACAGCCGUAUUAUGGUACGAGCUCGUUUUCAAAAGUCUCCCGUGCCACUUCUGGCUAGUUCCUUUGUAGACAAUCUCAACGAAUGUGUAGUCUAUAUCGACGAGGCUCACACGCGCGGGACUGACUUGAAGCUUCCAAUAUAUGCCCAGGGAGCUGUGACAUUGGGAAUUGGUUCGACUAAAGACCAGGUAACGCAAGCUGCAAUGAGAUUGAGACAACUCGCGACAACGCAAUCAAUCGCAUUUAUUGCCCCUCCAGAGGUGUAUACAAGUGUUUUGUCUCUUCGAUCCGUCCAUAGACCAAAGAUUGCAGCUUCCCAACCAUUAAAGUCUACCGACAUUGUCCACUGGCUCUUAGAGCAAAGUUGUGAGGCUAGUGACAAUAUGAUGUCCUUGCACAUCGCCCAAGGAUUCGACUUUUGCAGACGUACAGAUGCUCUAUUGGAUUUCAGAAAGUCCUCACAGAAAAAGACGAAGAGAGACAAGCUCCUCCAAGAAACUCAACAGCCUGAGGGACAGAUAUUGGAACAGCUCUACGGGCCAAGGGGGAAAACAUUGUCAACCGCCUUGAAAGCAUUCAAUUCCACACAUCUACAAAAAUUUGUCAAAGACCUACAUGAGCUAGAGGCGGAUCUAGUCAAAUACAAAAGGCGAGCAUGUUCCUUGGCUUUUGAUGAGGUGGAGCAGGAAAGAGAAGUUGAAUUUGAAGUUCACCAGCUUCGUGAGAAGCAGAACCCUACACAUCUUACAGCACUUACAUUUCCGGGCCUCGAAAAUGCCCUAGUUCAAUUCUGUGAAGAGCCUGAAGUAGGGCUGGAUAGCCUGGAUUUUAUUCCAGCUCUCGACUUGAUUGGCAAUACCUAUCUCGGACUGAAGCAUGGUAUCAAGGGAGGCUCCUCGAAACUGUUUGUCUCUAAGGAGUUCUCCAGAAUAGUUCAAACCUGGAAGGCCGACGCUUCUCGCCAACUUAUGCGACCAGUUGAAUGGAUACUCUGGAGACCUGACAUCGAAACAGCCUUGAUUGUCAUUCCUGAGGAAGCUGAGCUCCUUCUCCCAAUACUCCGUAGGAUACAAACCCCAACAACCUUUCUUCUUCCGUACACGUCCCCAUUUACAAGAUCUCUUUUGGAGGUUGGUACGCUUGCCUACUAUCCUGUACCGACUCCGAAGAAGGAGCUUGUGAUUCCUUCUUGGCUGAGCAUUGAGAUCGGCAUCAUGGCCGGUCGAUUAUAUCUUCCUUACGAUCAGUUUGCGCAGCUACGCAGCUGUCUCAAAGUCGGCAAAAGGGCAGAGCCUUUGGUGACAAUGGAUAAUGCUCAUCGUACCAGGAAACACAUCCUUCCCAAUUUCAGUAUUCUCAGCCCUCAAUCGCUCUCAAAAUUCCUAACCGAGUGGAUUUUGUAUCGGUCUCGGUCAUCUGAUAUUACGCACACCCCUAUGGGAUACCUGAUUAAGAACCGGGGUCUUCCUGAAAAUCAUCCAUUCUUUACUUCUAAACUCAAGCCAAGGACUAUAGAAACCAGAUCAGAAGCUGAUCAUGUAGCGGUGCUUAAGAAUGCAGAAGCCGAAGAUAGCGAUGAGGAAAGCGAAUAG
Molecule: messenger RNA, 9387 nt
Organism: Fusarium proliferatum ET1
Lineage: Eukaryota; Fungi; Ascomycota; Sordariomycetes; Hypocreales; Nectriaceae
Exons: 6
Coding region: 1-9387 (3128 amino acids)
Source: RefSeq, a predicted model, not a curated record